UGAGAAUCCACAUGGUUUGUUUUUUGAAACUUUAUCAGAUUCUUACAUCAAAGAAUGAUUUUUAAAUUUCAUCCAACUAAAUAAAAUAAAAUGAAUCCAAAGAAAAUGUCUCAUCAUCAUUCUAAUCAACCAUCGAAACGGACAAAAUCAAAUCAUGAUAAUAAUGCAAAACAGACAUUGGUGAUACCAACAGGAACCAAAUGGUAUCGACAAAGAGUUGUGGAUAAUAUUGGUCCCAAUUCAAAUCAAUCAUUACGAUCAAGUCAUGAUCAUGUGACUGAAUUACGUGCUGAGGCAAUUAAAUUGUUAAAAUGUGACUAUUAUAUUUAUGAUCAACAAAAACAAAACGGAUCAAAAGCACAGGAUUUUGAAUGGAUCAAAACGGUAUUAUCGAAUGGCACCGUACAGGAUAAAUUGGCAGCAUAUACCGUUCUCAUACAGGAUUCAAUUGUACAUAAUCUUCGUUCAUUAGAACAAUUGAUACGUUUUGUGAAUGGAAAAGGAAAACGGGAAUGUAUAAUGGCUAUCGACACGGUACGUGAUCUUUUCAUUGGUGAUCUAUUGAUUCCCAAUCAAAAACUACAAUCAUUCGAACAAUUGAUCAAUUCAGCUGAUCAGGAUUUCCUUGUCACUAAUGAUAACAUUUAUCGACGCAAAUUCCUAAUUAUCGCACACGUUGAAGAUCAAAUACGUUCAUUUUAUCGUCGAUUUUUGGAACAAUUAGUUCAAUGUUCACAUGAUACACUGGAUACGUUGAAAAUGAAAUCCAUUCGAACCUUGUAUGAUUUAUUCAUAAACAAUCCGGAACAGGAAAAGUUUUUAUUGGAAAAUUUGAUCAACAAAUUGGGCGAUCCAACCCCACGUAUAGCAUCGACGACGGCACGAUUAUUGGCACAGAUUCUUCAACACCAUUCACAGAUGAAAACGAUAAUCGUGAAACAAGUUGAACGUUUGUUAUUUCGUCCAAAUAUAACUGCUCGCACUGAAUAUUAUUGUCUUUGUUUUUUAAGCGAAAUCAUUUACCAAUCAAGUGUUGAUCGUCAACUAGCCAAUCAUGUUAUACAGAUUUAUUUUGCCAUUUUUACUAAAUGCACGAAAUUAGGUCAAGUGAACAGCAAAACAAUGUCCGCAUUAUUAACAGGUGUAACACGUGCAUUUCCAUAUUCGAAACUUGAUUCGGAUAUGAUUGAAAAACAUUUGAAUACUUUCUAUAGACUAAUACAUUAUGUUAAUCGCAAUACAGCCAUACAGACAUUGUCAUUAAUGUUUCAGAUGAUUUUAUUCACCCAAAAUGGCUCAUUAACUGAUCGUUUCUAUUCAUCAUUGUAUCGUUUUCUAUUGGAUACAACAUUGGAUCAAUGUAGCAAGUUGAAUCUAUUGUUGAACAUUAUUUAUCGAUCAUUGAAACAUGACCCGAUCAUACGUAGAGUACGGGCAUUCAUCAAGCGAUUGUUACAGCUAUGUUUAAAUUCAUCAUCAUCAUUUGUAAUAGCCAUUUUGAUUCUUAUUGGUGAACUGUUGAAAACAAAAGAAGGAUUCAAAAUUGACAUUGUCCCUAUGAGGGAUACAAAUCUCAACAUAGGAGAAGAUGAUGAUGAGAAAACUCAGAGGGACAAAACAAAGGAUGAGAACAAUGGAAAUGAUGAGAAAUAUAAAUUCGAUUGUCGUAAUCCAUUAUAUGCAAAUGCCGAUCAAGAACCGUGUUGGGAAUUGUUUGCUUUACGAAAUCAUUUCCAUCCAACUAUACAAAUGUUUGCCCAAAAAAUAAUCAACAACGAAACAUUCGAAUAUGACGGUGAUCCAUUAGAAGAUUUUAGCCUCAAACAUUUUUUGGACCGUUUUUCAUUUAAAAAUCCUAAACGUAUUGAUGAUGAUGAUGAUGGUGGUGGUGAUGUUGGAAAAGUUUUCAGUCGAAUUACAAACACAUCAUCAUCAUCAUCAUCAUCAACCAUGAAUAUCAAUUCAAAAGAUUAUGUCGAACAAAACGAACAACAGAUACCGAUUGAUGAACGUUUCAUCUAUAAAUUUUUACAGCAAAGAAAAAUGAUGAAAAUGGAUAAAUUGAAUGACGAUGACGGGGAAAGUGAUAUUGAAUCGGUGACCAGUCUAGAAUUUAAUGACUUGCUUGAUAAUUAUGAACAAUAUAUCGGUGAUGAUAGUAUGGAUUUCGCUAAAGAUUUACAAACAUCUAAAAAGAAAAAAAAGUCUAUGGAACAAAAACAACCGAUCAAUGAUGAUGAUGAUGAUGAUGAUGAGGCUGAUUUUGAUGAAGAAUUUGAUGAUGAAGAUUUCGAUAUGGAAGAUUUUGACGAUGACGCUGAUGAAUCAAUUCCAAGCGACACCAAUCAAACUGAUGAUGAUGAUGAUGAAGACUUUGAACAACCAGCUGUACGUAAAGAAAUAGGCAAAAAUCGUGCACGUAAUGCUGCACCAUUCAAAGGUAAACAUGGUUUUUCAUCCAUUACAAACGAUAUAUUUGCAUCGGCCGAGCAAUUUGAUCAUUUACUUGAUCAAAAUGAUACCGAUUCGGACUAUGAAAUGGCCAUAGCUGAUGACGAUGAUACGAAAUCGAGAAAAUCAACAAAAAAUGUCAAACGAAAGAAAAAAUAUCGUCCAAAUCUGCGACGUAUGAAUAAACGAAUGAAAUGAAUUUUAUUUUAUUUCAUUUUUUCAUUGCAGUGUUGUUGUAUACAUAUGAUUAUGAUAAUAUGAUAAUAUGAUAUACGAAAGGAAAAAUGAAUA
Dermatophagoides farinae (American house dust mite) is the source of this 2742-nucleotide messenger RNA. Lineage: Eukaryota; Metazoa; Arthropoda; Arachnida; Sarcoptiformes; Pyroglyphidae. The record is from RefSeq and is a predicted model, not a curated record.